Manduca sexta (tobacco hornworm) is the source of this 5039-nucleotide messenger RNA. RefSeq names its product decaprenyl-diphosphate synthase subunit 2. The record is from RefSeq and is a predicted model, not a curated record. The transcript has 2 exons. Gene Ontology annotation, biological process: isoprenoid biosynthetic process; ubiquinone biosynthetic process. Gene Ontology annotation, cellular component: mitochondrion; transferase complex. Lineage: Eukaryota; Metazoa; Arthropoda; Insecta; Lepidoptera; Sphingidae. Gene Ontology annotation, molecular function: prenyltransferase activity. The coding region runs from base 1342 to 2553 and encodes 403 amino acids.
AAAACCGCAUCAAAAUCCGUUGCGUAGUUUUAAAGAUUUAAGCACACAUAGGGACAGAGAAAGCGACUUUGUUUUAUACUAUGUAGUGAUGCUACCUUAUAAAAAAUGGGUUGAUCAUCAUUAUCAAUAUAAGUUGUAUGAACUCUACUGCUUAUCAUACACCUUCCCUAUAGAUCUUCAGGUGGAGCUGUCAAAAGCGCUUGAAAAGUAAAAACAAAGUUACUAACGAGCAAUUGCCCAUAAACGCCCAUAAUGCUGGAGAAUUUAUGGGGAUUUAACUGUCCUUUAAAAAUUAAACUCAGAUUAGAUAAGUUACGAAUUUUGGGGUUCCAACUAGCUGACUAGAUAUAACGUAUAUAGCAAAAGUGAAGAGAUCGUGGUACAAACCCACGGACCUAUCAGUUCAUCUAACAAUUAUUAGUAUUCUUUAGUAUCUUUCGAUAAAAAAGGCAUGAAUUUGGAAUUGUUUUUUUUUUCUUUUUAAACUUUUUUAUUGUUCUUACGUGUGUAAAAAAAAAAAUAGUUUAAAUGGACAUAAUAUAAAUAACUAGGUCAAGAAACUGGUUAGGAAGGCCUAAGAAUUCAAUAAAAAAGUAAAAAAAAGAAUCCGUUCUUUGUUAUCCUAAUCGUUCAGAUCUACCUCUACCUGUAAAAGCUUAGUAAGUAUAGGUCUCCUAAAAUGGUUAUAUUGAAUAGUAACAAAUCAUGUCACGCGUAUCGGUUAAUAUAUUGUGGUCUUUGUUAUUAGACUUUACGGUCGAAGAUUGAAUGUGUCGUAUAAUAGUAUAAGAAAAUACAAGUUUGUGUGUUUUGAUAGUAGUUCAAUGAUGCUUUCCACUUCACGGUCAAGAGCAACUGAGUUGCCAGGUAAUAAAAUUUACCGUAAUAUUGUGUAAUUUCAGUAUCCUAUAAAAAUAUUUUCUAUGACGAUUAAAAUUAUGUAAGAAGUUCGCUUUAGCUUUUAUAACGAAUUUCAAAGAUUGUAAUUUGUAAGUUAUUUGUUAAUCACCAUAUUUCUGUACUCAUUACUGCUACACUAUUAAUGAAUUAUAAUUAGAUACAUCUUAAAAUAUGGGUCUUACUUUUCGUUAAUCAUAUUCCACUUAAAAUAAGGCUUAAUUACCUUAAUAAUUAAGGUCAAAAGUUGCAAACGAAUUAAUGCAAUUAUUUUGACAUUUUAACAUAAAGUCCCACAUUGGGUAAUAUUUCAACCUUGGCAACACAAUAGGUAUGCGGGGCAUCCGAGCAGGCAAACAUUUCACCGGCACUCGCUUAGCGCGCUGCACAACUCAUAAAAAAGUUAGUUUAAAAAAGUGAAUUUGAAAAAGUGAAUAUUCAACAAUGGCGGCGUCGUACGCCGUCUCCCGGGUCCUGAGGCGCGGGUCGUCGUUCUUUUUUCAAAAAAGAUUCGAAUCGACGAUGGCCAGUUUGACUAAAGAUGAAAUCCUUAUACUGUUGCGGCCUCCUUUCUCGAACUGGAGCAACAUCAUACGAGAUGCAGAGAAAGUUGUCGGAUAUCCGACCUCUUUUAUGAAUUUAAGGUGUCUUCUAAGCGAUGAAUUCGCUAAUCUGGCUCUCUACCUGAGGAAAUUGGUUGGCAGUAAUCACUUAGUAAUGCAGACAGCAAAGAACGUGUUGUACGGUGAUUCAAAGAACCUCCAGCCCUGGGGCCUCAUAAUACUACUGCUCUCGAAAUCAAUCAAAACAACAGUACCUAGAACAAAGAAAUCAGAAGAACAAACCAGAGUUCUUGCAGAACUAACUGAAAUGAUACGUACUGGACAUCUCAUACACAGAGGAAUAGUAAAUGUACCGUUCACGAAACGUUCAAAAGAUACAGAAUCAGCUAUAUUCGGCAACAAAAUUGCUAUCCUACUUGGAGAUUAUUUACUAGUUACAGCUAACGCUAUGCUUGCUAAUUUAAGGAACUCUGAUGUGUCUUACAUAAUUUCGACGGCUUUGAAGGAUUUGUCUGAAGGCGAAUUUUUCGGUGAGAGAGAUGAGCAGAACAUGCCUUUACCAGGUAAACCUAAGCGAGCCACAGACGAUCUAGAAAUUACAUUUGACACAACGUCCAUAGCAGUUGAUGAUGUGUUAGGUAAACCAAGGAAGGAAUGGACAGCUCGGUCAGUUUUCAACGGCGUCAGUCUUUUGGGCAGGGGGUGUCAAUCAGCAAUGGUUUUGGACAAACAUAAUCGUGAGAUCCAGAAUUAUGCGUACCAUUUCGGAUGCCACGUGGGCCUCGCGUGGCAAGCCGCUACAGAACUACAGAAACUAACUUCAGAUUCCAAAGAACAAUUUUGUUUGGCCAGUGCUCCGGUGUUAUUUGCUCUUGAUGGUAAUCCUGAUUUGUAUAAGAUAAUAGAUCAAGCCAAAAAUGACGUCAAAGAUGUAGAUUAUGAAGAUUUAAAGUUUAAUAUAUUAAAAACUGAUGCGGUUGACAAAACUAAAAUGCUAUACGAAGAUCAUGCAAAAAAAGCAACAGCGUAUAUCGAUAGCAUAGGCCAAAACGAAUCAGUUGAUAUGAUUAAGAAAUUAAUAAAUACAUUUUGAUUAAGUUACGAAUUGUAAAUAAAGCUAAUUUAUAUUGAUAGAGGUCAAUUAUAUAUACUCAACAUUUCGGUAACAUUUGAUUUCACAACAUGGAGCCGUCUUCAUGAAUAAUUUUAAACUUAAAUCAUCUUAGCCUUAAAAUUAUUAAUCAAAGAACAAUUUUUAUCUCCAUAUUAACCCUUAUGCAUAGGUUUACCAUAAUUUUGGUUGAAAACGUAUUAUCCCGAAAUUAUCCUUUUGGCAGUUCGGUCUGGAGAUCCAAAAGCAGGAAAAUAGAGUUAAAAACAGCUUUUACUAUCCAUCCGUAGCUACCUAACUAAGCAUAGGGGUUUUUUUAAAACAUAUUCAUCUUAAAAACUUACGCAAUAAAACGUAAUAAAAUCGAAGACAUGGUAUCUAGAGACGAUAAAUUGAAGUCUUCUGCAAUAUUGCCAAGUCAUGAUACCCAUGGCAAUGUAAAUUUACAUUCGACUUAUCAAACAAAAGUGAAUUUGUGUAUUUAUAAAUUAUCACUUUGAGUCUAACGUCUGGGUCACUUUGCGGUGUAUUAUGACUUGAAUAACAAAAUUCAUCCAAGAUCAGCUCUUACGUACAUGAAUGAGAUUAUAACUACAAUAAAGGUAGUACUAUAAAGGUAAUAUUGUAACUGUUUUAUUAGAUUUAAUAAGACAAUUGUGUAAUUGGUGCUAAUAUGUUGUUGAUGAUGUUUUGUUCUGUAAUUUUGAAUUAAUGACCAGUAACAGUUAACAUUACUUGUUUUCUGAAAUCAACAACUCAUAAAAAAACAAUUCAGUUUAUUUUUCAUUUAAAAUACUGGCCACUUAUCUUUUGCUGUCAACUGAUGACUACCUCCAUAUGAUGCAAAGAAACAAAUUUGAAUGAAGUCUUUAUUAUAUUAAAUGUACGCAUUUGUAUUUGAAUUUUGAGUGCAUUUCAAUAAAGCCUAUUAUGGCUUGGAUUUUAAGAUUAUUAUAGUAACUUUAAAAAAUAAGGCAUAAUAGUGGCCAAAAUUGUCCUGGUAAUCAAUAUAGCAGUAAGUCAAAAUAGAGGGUUCUGCUCUAUUUCACGGUAACUAGCUUAACUUAUCGUUCAUACUGCCGUUUAUCAAACAAGAAAAUGUAUUUCUAAUUUAUGUAGAUGUAUGAAAUCUAGAUAGGAAGAAAGUUCGUUUAACGCACAAUCCAAAUCAGUAAUAAAAAUUGCCCAUCUUUCACUUGCUAUCCUCUAUCACGUUAAUGGAGAACUACUAAAUUUCAUAAUAAGUUGAAGUGAUAAGACGUGGUAACUUUUUAAGUAAACACCUGAAGCAACGACCUGCUCAAUGUUCAUGGCCACGAAAGACUUAAUUUAUUAAUCUGUGUAAAUUUACCAAUAAAUGAUUAGCAAUCAAAAUGAAUCUUGAGAAUGGUUGAGGUGUAAAAUAACCUUAUUUAUUUAAAUACGAAUGGCUGUCUCGGUGGCGUUGUAUUACUGUACAACUGGUGGCACUGGUAAGGUUUUGGAUUUGAACCCAAUUUUGGGCAAAAUGAAAUUGUAUUUUUUUUUAAGCAGUAUCAACCUUGAGUCUGAAAUUUACAUCUCAUCUGGAAUAUUUAUCUGGAAUCUGUCGCUUAUUGGGACGGAACAUACACGGCGGAAAGUAGGUGCACCAGUUACGGUCAGCCUACCCCUUCGAGGAUAACGGGCGUGAGUUUGUGUGUGUUAAAUAGGAACAUCAACAGUAUCUACAGGUGCGGUAUUUAUCACUACAUAGUAUAAAACAAAGUCACUUUCUCUGUCCCUACCUUUGUAUGCUUAAAUCUUUAAAACUACGCAACAGAUCUUGAUGCGGUUUUUUUAAUAGAUAGAGUGAUUCAAGAGGAAGGUUUAUAUGUAUCACAUCCAUUAAAUAGUGGAGAAAUAUUGCACCCGUGCGAAGCCGGGGCGGGUCGCUAGUAUAAUAUAAAUUUCAAUUCGUCAGGACUAAAUUUGAGCUCCAAAAGUUAUCACCAAUUGGUAAUAAGCCAGUUUGCCUUAUUUGAUAUGUCCGUGUGACUACAUGUCACAGCGUCCUUAGAUAUUUAUAGAAAAUAUGCUAAUAUGAGCAUUAAACACGUAUCAAUCACGAUAUGGAAAAAUAUGAAGUAUUUUACAUUUAUUCUAUUAGAUUGAGUAACAACGGCAUGAGCGCAAUAUUAUUGUAUGACAAUCUACCCAAUGUCCGCUCUAUAUAACCCCAGAACUCUGACUAAAAGCAACUUCUACAUUUGUAUUUGAAAUUGACGGAAUAAAAAAUACGGCAUAGAUCAUUAUAGGUAUAUAGUAAAAAUCCUAUAUAUUUUUGUGUUUAGUAUCCGAUAUAUUUUUGUUAAAAUGAAGGUUUGUGACUUGGACUUGAAUCUUAUGAAUAUAUAAAAUAUGGUCUUUUUUAUAAAUAUUACCAUACGUAUUUAUAUUUGUAUGUUUAGACAUUUAACGUAAGGAAAUAUAUUUUGUAUGAAUUGUAU